AUGCCCCCAAAGAAAGAAAGCAGUGAAUAUAAACCAGGUAAUGAAAAGAAAGGUGCCACCCUUUUCAAAACCAGAUGUCUACAAUGUCAUACCGUAGAGGAAGGUGGUCCUCAUAAAGUGGGUCCCAACUUACAUGGUGUAUUCGGUCGUCACUCUGGGAAAGCUCCAGGUUACUCCUACACUGAUGCUAACGUGAAAAAGGAUGUAGAGUGGAAUGAACAGAAUAUGUCUGAUUAUUUAACAAACCCAAAGAAAUAUAUCCCAGGCACUAAGAUGGCGUUUGGUGGAUUAAAGAAGGAUAAGGAUAGAAACGAUUUGAUUACUUAUUUGAAGAAGGCCACUGAUUAG
Molecule: messenger RNA, 348 nt
Organism: Naumovozyma castellii
Lineage: Eukaryota; Fungi; Ascomycota; Saccharomycetes; Saccharomycetales; Saccharomycetaceae
Gene: CYC7
Product: cytochrome c isoform 2
Exons: 1
Coding region: 1-348 (115 amino acids)
Source: RefSeq, a predicted model, not a curated record